CCUUUUUCCUCUCUCUCUCUUCUCUCUCUCCAACUGAUAUUGAGAAUGGAAGGUGGAUUUCCAAUGCUCAACUGUCUUCUGCAGUACACAUUGAGGAGCUUGUGUUCAUACCCACCAUCAUCAGAUUCUAACUCAGCCAGCAGCUCCCCCAAAUGGGCUUAUGCUGUGUUCUGGAGAAUACUGCCUAGGAACUACCCUCCUCCCAAGUGGGAUUAUGAUGGAACAGCUUUUGGUCGCUCCAAAGCAAACAAAAGGAACUGGAUCCUUGUCUGGGAAGAUGGGUUCUGCGAUUUCCUUGAAUGUGAUCAGAGGGCUGGAGGUGGGCGCAUGAAUGGUAAGUUUGGAGCUGAUGUCUUCUUCAAAUUGUCUCAUGAGGUCUACAGCUAUGGCGAAGGAUUAGUAGGGAAAGUUGCAGCAGAUAAGAGUCACAAAUGGGUGUUCAAUGAAUCAAUCAAUGAGCUUGAUCCGAGAGUCCUCUCUUCAUACAGCUUGACCACUGAAACUCAACCCAGAGCAUGGGAAAGCCAGUUCAAUUCAGGCAUUCAGACAAUUGCCAUCAUUUCAGUCAGAGAAGGCAUCAUUCAGCUAGGCUCCUUUGAGAAGAUCAUGGAAAACCUCAACAUGGUGACUAGCAUUCAAAGGAAGUUCAGUUAUCUCCACAGCAUACCAUUACCAGGGGCAUUACUUGCCGUACAAAGACCACUCUUACAUGAACUGGCUCUUCUUCCUAUGGCGGACGAUAAGCACAGCCAAAUGAUUGGAAUGAAGAGAGUGUUCGAUAAAAGAAUGGCUAAUGAUUUCCUCGCGAAGUCACAGAAUGGAGGAGCUCAAGAGCAAUGUACGUUCUCCAUACCGCCUCUCUUGCCCACCACCAUGUACACUUGCAGCUUUGGAGCUCUCCUGUCAAAGCUUCCUUCCCCUUAUAUCCAAACUACUGGAGAUGGAGCUGUUUUAGAUAGCUACAGCCAUAGCAAAACUAACAAGAAGGUCAAGUUCGAAGAUGAGGGUGAUCGAUGCUGCUGAUAGCCAGGAAACAUUGGCUUCUCUAGCCAUUUCUAAAUGAUGCAACCAGCUCUCUAGUAAGUGGGUGUGAGUGAGACUUUGUUGAAGUGUUUUUGUGUAUGGUUUUCUACUUAUAUCUUGUUAAUAAACAAGUAUGCAAUCUAGUACUCUAGUUAUUAUGAGUAAUAUUUGUGAAAGUGUGCAAUAAUAUCCC
Linum tenue is the source of this 1216-nucleotide messenger RNA. NCBI's taxonomy places the organism in Eukaryota, Viridiplantae, Streptophyta, Magnoliopsida, Malpighiales, Linaceae. The record is from the annotation of a GenBank genome assembly.